AUGAAUAUGACAGUUAAGCUUAUUAGAAAAUCUAAAAAAUACAAUAUAUGUACUAAAAUUGAUAAGGAUAAAAGUAGUAAGCAAUAAAGAAGGAUUUAAUAGUAACUCAAUUAAUCACAUAAACCGAAUUCAAAUUUUUAAAACUCAAUAUGUGAUAUAAAUUCAUCAGUCAUAAGUAGUUAAGAUCCUAAUUGUAUGAUUUUUUGACUUAUUUAGUAGUUGGUGAUAUAACUGAAAAUUUAGACGGCGUUUAUUCGCAUUAAUUGAUGAAUAAAAAUGAUUAAAAGAUAACCAAAGCCUCUAAUGAUUCAAAAAACAAAUUAAUACGCUAUUCAACGAAAAGAAAAAAGGAUUUGAAAAGAAAAAAAUAAAGGAAUAGAGGAAAAUAGUUUACAUUAGAAGAAGAUAAAAGAUUGUUAAGCUAUAUUUUAAAGAAGGGGCCUAAGUUUCAUAAGUUUUCAAGAUAUUUUCCAGGAAAGACUACAAAUGUGCUUAAGAAUAGAUAUUAUAAAUCACUAAGAUUUAUAUGGGAUCAAAUUCUUGGAAAGUAUUUAUAUAUAUCAUUUUAGUGAAUAUUAACAUAUGAACGCAACAUCUGAAGAAUUUACACCUAUGAUAACUGA
Messenger RNA from Paramecium sonneborni, 623 nucleotides. The record is from the annotation of a GenBank genome assembly. Lineage: Eukaryota; Ciliophora; Oligohymenophorea; Peniculida; Parameciidae.